Amphibalanus amphitrite is the source of this 1040-nucleotide messenger RNA. RefSeq names its product cuticle protein 7-like. The coding region runs from base 240 to 857 and encodes 205 amino acids. Gene Ontology annotation, cellular component: extracellular matrix. The transcript is spliced from 2 exons. Lineage: Eukaryota; Metazoa; Arthropoda; Thecostraca; Balanomorpha; Balanidae. The record is from RefSeq and is a predicted model, not a curated record.
ACUGUUGGGAAUGGCCGAAGAGUGCCCGGCUGGCUGGAGAAGCUUGCAUAAGUAUUUUCACAGACUAGAUAUGAACAAGAGCAGCUCGUCACGGGUGACUGCCGACCGAGUUUGCUUUGUCGGUGCUCAUACAGGCCGCUCAAAGGCCAUGACGACGAUGCAAGAGAAAGUGUGCCUGCCUAUAUAACGCAUUCUGCUGGCCCACGGGAUAUCAGUACCUACUACUGAAUCCAACAACGAUGAAGGUGUUCCUGCUGGCAGCGGUGAUGGCGGUGGCCGCGGCCUCGUACUCCCCCGCUCCCGCGGCGUCUCGGACCGGCCCCAGCCAGCGGCCCGUCCAGCCGAAGCAGACGGGGUACGACCAGCAGGAGCACCCGUACGCCUUCGAGUACUCGGUCAGCGACCCGUACUCGGGCGCCAACUUUGCGCAGCAGGAGGCCGGCGACGGCCACAGCACCCAGGGCCGCUACAGCGUGGCGCUGCCCGACGGCCGCAUCCAGCACGUCAACUACGUCGCCGACCACUACAACGGCUUCAACGCCGAGGUCACCUACGAGGGCGAGGCCCAGUACCCCAAGGACCGCCCGGGCCAGGGCUACGGCGCUGGGGCGGCAACCAACACGGCAUCUGGAUACAGCGCGGUCCCAUCGCGCAACUUAGCUUCUUCGUAUAAUGCAGCUCCGUCGUAUAACGCAGCUCCCUCGUACGGCUCCGUCCCCUCCAACGCCGCCGCACCCUCCUACGGCGCUCGGUCGAGCUCCAACCCCUCGCUGUCUUACGGUGUUGACUCGUCCAACGGGGCUUCUUAUUCUGCCAAUGCGGCUGAUUCAUUUAACACCAUCAGCGCAUACAACUAAUCCUCGCCAAAACAAUGGCUCUGUAUACGACACCGCUCCUGUAGCUGCAAUACUCUGCUGAAUGCAGUCCAUCAAUAAGCCACGGAUUACCUAACAGCACAUCAUCCGUGCUGCGUUUUGCUGUGUUUUGCAGUGCCAGCGUAUGACAUGUGUGUGCAGGUCAAAUAAAAUGUAGCAUGAUGC